AUGGCGGUGCAUGUUUCCGAACGUCCCUUUUUCCAAGUGGUACGCUAAACAACGAUAAUUGACCAAGAUGACGGAAGGUACAGCUACCAUCAGGACGAGAAAGUUUAUGACCAAUCGACUUUUAUGCCGAAAACAAAUGGUCGUAGAUGUUAUUCAUCCUGGCCAACCCUCAGUUCGUAAAACCGAGAUUCGAGAGAAAUUAGCCAAGAUGUAUAAAGUGACUCCAGAUGUUGUCUUUGUGUUUGGCUUUCAAACUAAUUUUGGUGGUGGUAAAUCUACUGGAUUUGCACUUAUCUAUGACACCUUGGAUUUUGCAAAGAAAUUUGAACCUAAAUAUAGGUUAGCAAGGCAUGGUCUCUUUGAAAAACAAAAACAAACGAGAAAACAACGUAAAGAACGCAAGAACAGAAUGAAGAAAGUUAGGGGUACUAAAAAGAGUAAAGUUGGAGCAGCGUCUAAAAAGUAAAAGAAGCCAUCUUGAAGACCACACAAUCAUCGACGUAAAAGUUAUUAUAUUUUACUAUGGAAUAGCGCCGGAAUUAUAAUAAAUUUUACGGAAUAAACGUGUAUUCUUCUUGAUGAAAACCUGUUUAUCACAUUUUUCUUGACAUCUUGUAACAAUGCCUUGUUAAAAAAUUUAUUAUAUUGAAUUAAUGCGCUAUUAUUUUUUUUGACUUUUUAAUUUUCAGUAUAUUAAUAUUUUUAUAUCUAAUCAAUAUGUAUUUACAACUUACAUACUUAAAACUUUAUUAAAAACCAUUGAAGAUAUA
Molecule: messenger RNA, 770 nt
Organism: Atta colombica
Lineage: Eukaryota; Metazoa; Arthropoda; Insecta; Hymenoptera; Formicidae
Gene: RpS24
Product: 40S ribosomal protein S24
Exons: 4
Coding region: 68-466 (132 amino acids)
Biological process (GO): translation
Cellular component (GO): ribosome
Molecular function (GO): structural constituent of ribosome
Source: RefSeq, a predicted model, not a curated record